Aspergillus sclerotioniger CBS 115572 is the source of this 1407-nucleotide messenger RNA. RefSeq lists its product as uncharacterized. The transcript is spliced from 2 exons. Lineage: Eukaryota; Fungi; Ascomycota; Eurotiomycetes; Eurotiales; Aspergillaceae. The record is from RefSeq and is a predicted model, not a curated record. The coding region runs from base 260 to 1330 and encodes 356 amino acids.
GCCAUUCGCCACUGCAUAAUGCUAUGCAGCAUACUGUGUAAUAUUAAUGUGUAGACUGUCCACAUCACUGUGACGGGUUACACCCGCAACAAUGACACCACCAAAACAACGCGUCACUUCGCGUGUCUACUCGACUUGAAUCUGAUUGAUCUGAUAUUUAGAAGAUAUAUCCCUCCCCUUUGUCCCAUCUCCUCCUUGCACUCCCAACUCUCGCAAUUCAACAAUUCAUCCCAAACACAUACACACAAAAGGAAUAAAAAUGUCCCCCCGAUGGUCCAAACUCUCCGCCUCCGCCAACGCCGAUUCCGCCUACCACAAAUUCCUCUCCGAAACACCAGACGCAUACACCUACAUCUGCAUCUGUACACGUCCCGGAUCCAAUCCCAACGAUGACCUCUCCGAGUCCAACGAAGAAGAAAUCCCCCCCGAAUGCGACGGGGGAAAAACCUGCGUGUGCUUUAAACCUCUCCCCGAGCACCCCGAUCACCCGUAUACAUUCAGCAAAGCCGGGUUGGAGAAGAUGAUCACGUACCGGAUUAUGAUUGAUCUACGGGAUCCGGAUUCGUUCGGGAUGUAUACGUUUAAUGAUCAUGCGGGGAUGGGGGCGUUGGAGGUGGUGCAGAAUGCGUUGUUGGAUUUUCGGGAUGCGAUGGGAAAGGCCGAUUGGAGGGGGAUGUGGGCGGUUUGUGAAGGGUUGGGGUGGUUGGUUGUGGGGAAUUGGGUCGCGCCGAUGAUGAUGAUUGAUGAUGGUGGGAUCCUCGACGAGACUCAAAUCCUGUUCGAGCAUAUGUUUCUGUGCAUGUUGGCUGAGUUGGAGAAACAGGGCCAAUUGGGCCCCAAUUCCGAUGUGCGGAAUCUUGGCUUCGUGAUGGGAAUGUAUGCGGAUGAAGUCAAGACGAAGCGGUCGGAUUUUGAGAUCCCCGACCCGGAGAUCCAGACCAAGUCCCGAAAAGGCGUCUCGUAUCGUGGCCAGAAUUUCGUGCCGUAUUUGGUUGCGUAUGCCACCCGGCGGAACAUCACCAUGCAUGGACCGUCGAAUAUGGAUGAGAUUAUUGCCGAGGCGGAGGAAGAGGCAGAGCAGGAGGAUGUUGUCUUGCCGACGGGGAAUAAAGAUCCAUGGAAGUGGAUGGCUGCGUUGAAGGCGUAUGAGAAGAAGAACCGUCUCUUGGGGUAUGGGGGAAUUCGCAAGACACAAGUUGGGGGAGAUGCUUUGGAUAUCACGACGUUUUCUAGCCAGGAGCGAAAGAGAAGGAGUUUCUCGAAGCAGGAUCCAUUGACUGCGGAUAUGAUCCAGUCGAUUAAGGAUGGUUUGGUGCUGCAGCUUGGUUAAGGUCUGCAGAAUGUAUUGGUAGCUUGAUUGAUUUCGGGCAAUUCAUCGAAUUGGUAGUUAUGCAGCGUUUGAAUGUG